Messenger RNA from Lineus longissimus, 2227 nucleotides. RefSeq names its product gephyrin-like. The coding region runs from base 13 to 2208 and encodes 731 amino acids. Gene Ontology annotation, molecular function: molybdopterin molybdotransferase activity. Gene Ontology annotation, biological process: molybdenum incorporation into molybdenum-molybdopterin complex; Mo-molybdopterin cofactor biosynthetic process; glycine receptor clustering. The record is from RefSeq and is a predicted model, not a curated record. The transcript has 8 exons. Gene Ontology annotation, cellular component: postsynaptic specialization; postsynaptic membrane; dendrite. NCBI's taxonomy places the organism in Eukaryota, Metazoa, Nemertea, Pilidiophora, Heteronemertea, Lineidae.
CGCUGCAGAAAAAUGGCUUCGCAAAAUUUGGGUGAAAAUAUGGGUGGAAAACUCAAAAUCGGCAUUCUAACAGUCAGUGACAGCUGUUACGAAAAGAAGGCUGAUGAUAGGAGCGGGCCAAAUCUGAAGCGACUGAUUGAAGAAAAGAAUCUAAUCCCAGGCACUGUUGUGCUGACUGAUAUUGUCCCAGAUGAGAAGGAUCAAAUAAAGGCGAUGCUAAUUGACUGGUGUGAUACCCAACACAUCGAGUUGAUUCUCACCACUGGAGGAACAGGCUUCUCCCCAAGAGAUGUCACACCUGAGGCGACCAGAUCUGUGAUCGAAAAAGAAGCACCUGGCUUGACUAUUACAAUGAUCCAGAAAUCGCUGGAGGUCACACCACUGGCUGCCCUUUCAAGACCAGUGUGUGGUAGCAGAGGACGCACGUUGAUUAUAAACUUUCCUGGCAGCAAAAAAGGUUCGGAGGAAUGUCUGACGUUUGUGGCAGGAGUCCUUCCGCAUGCUGUGGAUCUGCUCCAUGAUCGGAAAGCCAAUGUGUCCAGUGUCCAUAAAGUAUUACAGGAGGAGCAGGGAGGACGACAGGAGACUCUGCACCAGAUUGACGACAAACCAGAAACAAGUGCCCCUGAAGGUGUGCUGUUACCAUCCAUGAGUGAUAGGGGUGCGCUGGCUGGAAAGACAACAACUUCAGGAUUAGAAAUCACAUCACCAUACGACGUGUGCGGACUUGUUUAUGAUGGCACCACUGCUAGGGAUGAAGCGCAACAGGAUACUGUGUAUGUGAUUAUAGAUACUGAGAACGAACAGAGGGCAGUGGCUGCUGUGGACCGGAGUUCGGUGUACAACUUUGAGGAUUUACAGAAUGACAUUUUGAGAGAGGCUGAAGAGAAAAGUGUGGCAAAGAGUGUCACUAAACCUAAUACCAGGUCGAGAAAUAAACCUGUUGGAGAUGGUGGUGAGAUAUGUUUCGUGAAGACUGGGCCACAUUUGAAACCGUUUCUAAAUUCUCAUCCGAUUCUGAGAAAUUUGUAUUUGAAUCGCGGGAAAAGGGAUGUGAAAAAGCAUUUGGUGGCACCGCGGCAUCUAGAGACAGCCGUCGAUACUGGCAGCUGGCAACGCGGAAAGAACGUCCACCAAAGGAACAGACUUGAUGAUGUGUUUGUGUACACUGAGGAAGGCCUGGCACGGAGCAAACUCGUCAAGACGGAGAAUCAGAGAGAUGAAUACGUCGUCAACUGGUAUCUGUGGUGCCCGGGACAUGGGAACUGCCAGAGGAGCUGUGGUGGUUUUGGAAAAUGUGAACCUGGCUGUAAAGGCAAGGCCCACAGACAAGAUCGCCAUAACUGUUCCGUGGUUAUCAAUUUGAAAAUCUUCCUGAGCGACCUGACACAAUGGAGGGUUCACAUCUCCGGAAACCAUGUGCCUAUCGACUCGAAAAUACUUUGGCAGCCACCUCUCGCAGAAACACAGCGAAUCGAUGAAGAUUUGAAAGACGUCAUCUUGGCAAAGUUGCAUCAGUCUGAUGCCGCUUCUGAGGUUCAUAGCCAUAUUGAAAAAAAACGUGGCACGUCACUGCCGACGCCUUCCAAAAGAAAAGUUUCUUACUUCAUGUCGCAUUUAAAGAAGCGUCGCAGUGAACGCAGUUAUGAGUUCUCGGCUGACGACUUGAAAAAGGCAUUGGAAAAAGAAAGUGGGGAUGAUAGGGAGGAGCAGUCAGAUACUGUACCGACAGGAUCGCAAAGUUCUGUGGAGGUACCGUCUGAGGCUGGGUCGGUGUCUCUACAAUAUGACCCGGGGAAAGAGACAGUCAUGGUGAUUCAGCACGCAGGAACUUCAGGAGUUCCUGUCGUGACAUACGAGGCAUGCAACCAAGUCGAUAAGAACGUCAGGUUCAUGGAAUACACAGACUCGGGCCAUAACACUUAUAACAUUACCCAGGUUGAUGAAAACAAAUCAGCCCCGGUAACGUCUGCUUCUGAAACUCAGGUUACAUUGCCCGCUACGCCACAUAAUUUUGUCGAGGCAACAAACUCGGCACCUUUGACUGGUCAUGUUGCCACGCCAACUACAGAGACUGUUCUCAGAACCGAGGAAACAGCCAGUGUUAGCUACUACUCUGUGUCAGGCUCUGUGCCUGGGGUGCCUGGUGCUCAGCUCAUGGAGAAGGCCGCUAGAGAUAUGAAUUUACAGCUCAUGAAACUCAAAUGAUUUGAAACAUAUAUGUAUG